AUGAUCGUCGGUCAGUCUCAUUUCAAGAGCCUGGCGUUCCGGGUGACAGUCACACUCGUGAACUACAUCGGGCUUGUGACUGCCAACGUCAUCAUCGUUAUCGUCUUCCUCGGCGGCCUGCAUGGUCUGUUUAGCCCACUCGCCAUUAUCCUUCUGUUCAUAGCCAUUCCGGAGGUCAGCUUCUACCUUGUUUGGUUCCUCCCAUACCGCUCCCGCCUGCAAGGCCACGGUCCGAAGCCGAUGCCCCUCUCAAGAGGCCUUCGCAUGUCCAUUUUCAAGCGUGGUCUGGACCACGUUCCAGACGUUGAGCAAUACAUCCGCAAGUGGCAUUCAAAUGCUCAUAACGAUGACAUUCGCCAGGACAAUUACAAGGAAUGGCUACUUUGGGCACUUUUUGACCGUGACGGGGAUCUAGGUGACAAUAGCGCGGAACUCGAUGAGUACAUUCAGUACGUGGAGGAGAAGGGCGAGCUCAAAAUUAAAAAGGGUCAGGGAGAUGCUGUUCCAAUACGCCUAACGUUUGAUACCGUCGAGAUGACGCACCGCAGCCUGACGUUUUACACACUUGUUGGGCUUGCCGACGUCAUCACAACAGUCAUGUUUCUCGCCAAAGGCUUCGAAUUCUACCGCCAGCCGCGGUCGACCUUUUUCACGACGUUUCCCUUUCGAUUCAAGACACUUCUGUCCCCUCACGCCUCACCAUGCGCUCAACUCUCGUAUUUCCACCGCCCGCAUACCUCAUCGACGCAUCGUCCUGUCAUCUUCCUACAUGGCGGUGGUGUCGGCCUAGCUGCCUAUAGUCAGUGGCUCACUUCCCUACCACGCGAUGUCGGCGUCCUCGCCCUCGAGAUUCUGCCCAUCUCCAGCCGCAUCAGUGGCCCCUUGCCAACAACGCACGAGCUCCUCUCCGCCCUCGCAGCCAUUCUCUACAAGCACGACGUGAAGGACGCCAUACUCAUAGGGCACUCUUUCGGCACGCUCCUGACGUCACCGAUGCUGCAGAGGCCCGAUAUUGCAGGACGUAUCGCCUCCAUUAUCCUCGCCGACCCCGUCUCGCUGCUCCUGCACCUACCCGACGUGUCCUAUAACCUCACGCGUCGCGCGCCACGACCGGGUCGACCGAACGAUUGGCAGACCCGUUUCUGGGCGAGCGAUCCCGGCAUGGCACAUACGCUGGCGCGACGGCUAUGCUGGCAUGACUUUGUGCUGUGGACAGAACAGCUCCAGGGGCGACGGACGACGGUCGUUCUAGGGGGCGACGAUAGCGUCGUGAACGCGGACGCUGUGGCGAGUUAUAUAUACUAUGGCGAUGUCAAGUAUUCGCGUCAGGACAGGCGCGAAUGGAGGACGACGCCGGAGCGGUGGACGGGCCAGGAGGAAUUGGCGCUGCUGUAUCUCGAGGGGAAGGAUCAUGGACAUGCAUUCCUCAGCGCGGAGGGCAUGAAGAGCAUGACACGUGUAGUCGAGGCUUAUGGGGCCCUGACCCAGACAUGGGGGACGCGAGCGGUGGACAUGGCCAAGUUAGAAGAGGGGUUGGAGAGUCCACCGAUGGUGCCGCCCAAGAGCAAACCCGUGGACUCGAUACGGGAGAUGAGGAUCUUAGAGGCCUCGGCCAAGACGGAACCGCUUUCGGGGAGGAAACGAUGGCUCUAA
Molecule: messenger RNA, 1653 nt
Organism: Verticillium alfalfae VaMs.102
Lineage: Eukaryota; Fungi; Ascomycota; Sordariomycetes; Glomerellales; Plectosphaerellaceae
Exons: 2
Coding region: 1-1653 (550 amino acids)
Source: RefSeq, a predicted model, not a curated record